Colletotrichum costaricense is the source of this 606-nucleotide messenger RNA. RefSeq lists its product as uncharacterized. Bases 1 to 606 code for a protein of 201 amino acids. The record is from RefSeq and is a predicted model, not a curated record. The transcript has 2 exons. NCBI's taxonomy places the organism in Eukaryota, Fungi, Ascomycota, Sordariomycetes, Glomerellales, Glomerellaceae.
AUGACGCAUCGAAAGCAUGCCACCAAAGGCUCUCGGAAGAGUAGUCCGACUCGAGAGUCGCCAGCAGAUACUUCCAAUGUAGGAGCAGCCUAUGAAGAAUACUAUGCGGCCCCAACUCCUGGCCCUUGGUCGUCAUGGGUCCGCGAUGCUGAGGGCAGGGGAUUCUACUACAGAAGCCGAAUGAGCGCCACAGGAGAUAUUGAGUGGGACUUUUCGCGCUCGCCAACGUAUCGGAGUUAUAACUACAUGCAACCAUUGCCACGGAUGUCCUACUAUCAGCAACCCAUCAAGACAAGCCCGAAUGCAGCAACUGCAUUCACAUACACGUUCCGUUAUCCGUCCAACUCAGCACCGCGGGAAGACCAGCCGACAGCAGGAUCUGACUUUUCCCACGAUGCAAGCGACGAAGAGUCAUUUCCUGCCGCGAGCUCCAGUGUUUUAAUACCAGCCAUCAUCGACGUGGACACCAAGAACAAUGUCAAGGUUAUGGUUCCGGAUCCGAGAACCGGAGAAGCGAAGACAAUUUAUGACAACAGGCAUAAGCAUUCCCAUAAGAAGAAAAUGAGCCCGCAACACAAGGUUGAGAACUGGCUGCACAGAGGGUAG